UUUUCAAUAAUUAACGUAGGUGUUUUCACGAUGUAUUAGCGACGUUCGGACAAUUUCUAAGGGAUACGAAAUUUUCAAUGCCAGACAAUUAAUUCCAAGACGUAUUUUAUACUAAUAUUUCUCAAAAUGCAUGUCUCUUUUGAAUAGUUUCAUUUUCAACAAUUGCAUGACCAAUCAACAAGACUUCAUAAGGACUCCAUUCACCUGGCUUUUUUGUUGGAGUUGCAUGAUAACGAGUUCCCGUAUGGAAAUGACCGUAUGAAUUGUUCGCGAGCGGCAGUUUCAGUCACUCGAGCAGUCUGCUUGUAGAUGUAUUAGAACAUGUAUUUCAUGUUUUGAACGGUAAAUUGCAGUGAAAUUCUACUGGCUGAGGCUGGAUGAGACUCGACACCUCUGGGAGGUUCUAUAUAAGGUUUGAUUUCAGAAUGUUUGUUUGGGGUACAACAAGGAUAGUGAUCUUGGCAAGCGUCUUUGGCCUAUGUAAACCUUACAGCUGGAAAACGGUCUUAGAGCCCGAAUGUGGUGUAAGGUUCUGGCAAAACGAGAAAGAAGAUAAGCGCAUUGUAGGCGGCCGGAUCAGUUCUCCCGGGGCGUGGCCCUGGCAGGUGGCUCUGCUCCUAAACAACACUCAGAUGUGUGGAGGUUCCCUUAUUUCGCCAGAAUGGGUUGUCUCUGCAUCGCAUUGCUUUGUUGGUCCUGAUUUGUCUACUGAUCCCAAAGAUUGGACAGUAACCUUAGGAGAGCACCACCUAAAAAAUGAGGAUUGGUUUGAACAAAGUAGAAACGUGAAGUCCAUUUAUACUCACCCACAGUAUACUGGCGGCGGAAAUGAAGUCACAGACCAAGAAAUCAAAGGAAUCCCACCCGAUUAUGACGUUGCUCUGCUGCAUCUAAAAUCUCCCGCCAUUUUGGACAACUUUGUAUCCCCAAUCUGCCUCCUUCCUCCGGGCUUUACUUUCCCCGCCGGUAAGGAGUGCUAUGUUACCGGCUGGGGCCAUACACAGUGGAGAGGACCAAAGCCUGACAUUUUAAGGGAAGCCAAAGUAAAGCUCGUUCAUCAAGACCAGUGCAACGCAGAGAAAUCGUACGAAGGAGCCAUUCACAACAGGGCGCUUUGUGCUGGAUUUGAGGAGGGUGGAGUCGACGCUUGCCAGUACGACAGUGGGGGGCCGCUAGCUUGCGAACAGGAUGGGCUCUGGUAUCUAACUGGGGUGGUUUCCUGGGGCCACAACUGCGGGGACCCACACAAGUAUGGAGUGUACGCAGACAUGGAGGACAUGACUGAAUGGGUCAGAGAGACUAUAAAAGAAGCAGAAAAGAGUUACGUCUAGGAGAACAUUAAUUACACUAAUACGAAAUAUUUAUUAACUGUUAACACAGAAUAUGUUAAUUUAAAUCAAGAUACCUAACAAAGACGCUAAACACUGUUUACUAACAUUAUGUCUUCGCAUUUUAAUCAUCAGUUCAUUAAAUUGACCUCUUGAAGUAUGAUCACCAUGAAAGUUUACAAAAACAACGCUGUAAAUAAAAUCUUGGGGUCCACAUAACAUA
Messenger RNA from Orbicella faveolata, 1551 nucleotides. Its product is annotated as transmembrane protease serine 2-like. Gene Ontology annotation, molecular function: serine-type endopeptidase activity. NCBI's taxonomy places the organism in Eukaryota, Metazoa, Cnidaria, Anthozoa, Scleractinia, Merulinidae. Gene Ontology annotation, biological process: proteolysis. The record is from RefSeq and is a predicted model, not a curated record.